This is a messenger RNA of Eucalyptus grandis, 2434 nucleotides long. RefSeq names its product isoprene synthase, chloroplastic-like. The coding region runs from base 635 to 2179 and encodes 514 amino acids. The record is from RefSeq and is a predicted model, not a curated record. Gene Ontology annotation, biological process: diterpenoid biosynthetic process. Gene Ontology annotation, molecular function: magnesium ion binding; terpene synthase activity. Lineage: Eukaryota; Viridiplantae; Streptophyta; Magnoliopsida; Myrtales; Myrtaceae. The transcript is spliced from 6 exons.
UAAUCUAUCACUUAAGUGCCAAACCCUUUUAUAAAUGCUUAUCCAAAUCUUAGAAAUCUAACAUGGAAUGUUUUUUAAAAAAUUUGUGACAUUUAAGUAAUAGAUUGAAAAGUUAUAUGGUAUUUAAGUGAUUGAAAAAAAAGUUAUGAUACUCAAAUGAGUGUCGUAUAUAAAUUAUGACACUUAGACAAUUGAAAAAAUAUUAUGAUAUUUAAGUGAGCGUCAUACAAAAAUUAUGCCACUCACAGUAUUUGUAUCCGCCAACCCGAAUAUUGAUUGGAAGAGGUUUUCUUCCAACAAGUAUGUAGCAAGUCUUGUCCAAACGAGAAUAGAGAGUCAUCAACGAUUGUCAUUUGUGAUUAGUUAACAAUAUAAACCUAUCAAAAAAUACAGCAUGCCAUGAAAAGAUGAAAUCCUCUAUCCUCGUGUAUCUUGACGUCUUUUACACAACAUUAUUUCAUCUUAAAAAAUCAGUCAUAAUCCCACGCAUGUGACAUAAAUGGGACCACUAGAUAGAAGAUUUCCACCUCUUCCUUUGAAGUAUCUUUCUUUGCUUUUUUCUAGGGUUCAAACACUAAGCUGUGGAUUUUACUUUCUUCUAACGUAGGUCGAGCUACAGAGAGAAAAGGCACAAAUGUUGGAAGAAGAAGUGAGAGGUGCUCUCAAUGACGAAAAAGCUGAACCCAUGACCAUAUUUGCUCUGGUUGAUGACUUUCAACGCUUAGGACUCGGCCAACAUUUUGAGGAAGACAUUUCGAGAGCUCUUCGCAGAUGUCUCUCUAAUGAUGCGGUCAACAAGAGCCGGCAGAAGUCUCUGCAUGGCACAGCUCUAAGCUUUCGGAUUCUUAGACAGCACGGCUUUGAAGUUUCUCAAGAUGUUUUAAAGAUUUUCAUGGACGAAAGUGGCAGUUUUAUGAAGACCCUUGGUGGUGAUGUCCAAGGUAUGCUGAGUCUACACGAAGCCUCCCAUUUGGCCUUUGAAGAAGAAGACAUCUUGCACGGGGCUAGAUCAUUCGCCAUUAAGCAUCUCAGAAAUCUUAAUCGCAACGUCAACAAAGAUCUUCAAGACCAAGUGAAACAUGAAUUAGAACUGCCUCUGCACCGUAGAAUGCCAUUGCUAGAAGCUCGACAGUCCAUUGAAGCUUACAGCAGACACGGAUACACCAAUCAUCGAAUCCUCGAAUUUGCCGUGCUGAACUUCAACACGUCGCAAUCAAUCCUCCAAAGAGAUCUUCAGGAAAUGUCAAGAUGGUGGAAUAAUGUUGGCCUCGCAAACGAACUAAACUUCGUGAGGGAUAGACUAGUGGAGUGCUUCUUUGCAGCGGUCGCAGUGGCAGAUGAGCAUCCACUCAGUAAUUGUCGGAAAGGGCUGACCAAAGUGAACAUGCUGAACGUCAUCAUCGACGAUGUGUACGAUAUUUAUGGCACAUUGGACGAACUGGAGCUAUUCACAGACGCUGUUCGCAGAUGGGACAUUAAUGCUGUGGAAGAUCUUCCUGGCUAUAUGAAGUUGUGCUUCUUAGCUCUCUACAACAGCGUGAACGAACUGGCUUACGACACUCUCAAGGAGACUCGGGAAAAUGUCAUCCCGUAUUUGACAAAAGCGUGGUAUGAUUCGUGUGAAGCCUUCUUGCAAGAAGCUAAAUGGAGUCACAACAAGAUCACCCCACGAGUAGAAGAGUACUUAAACAACGGGUGGAUUUCAGUAUCAGGGCAUGUCAUGUUGAUUCAUGCCUACUUUUUAUCCAGUCCAAGCAUGAGAAAGGAGGAACUUGAAUCACUAGAACAUUACCAUGAUCUCUUGCGGUUGCCAUCCAUGAUUUUCCGUCUUACCAAUGAUCUUGCUACCUCAUCGGCUGAGCUCGAGAGGGGAGAGACGACAAAUUCAAUCUGGUGUUGCAUGCAAGAAAUGGGGGUCUCCGAGUUAGAGGCUCGCAAAUACGUUAUCAAACUGAUCGACACAACGUGGAAGAAGCUGAACAAAUAUCUAGUCAAUGACUCAACCCUCAAUCAAUCUUUUGUGCGGAUGGCUUUCAACCUUGCACGGAUGGCGCAUUGUGUGUACCAUGACGGUGAUGCAGUUGGAGCUCCAGACGAUCUUUCUAGGAACCGUGUGCACUCACUAAUAACUGAUCCAGUUUCUCUCGAGCCAUGUUUGGAUGGAGGGAGUUUGACCUAAAUUACAUUUGCUCCCCCUCGUUGAAGGAUUUUCUAUAUUGUACUUUCAAAUUCAGACUCACGUCGAUUAAAUUCCAGUGAGUUUCUUAGCUAUAAUUUCCAGAUUCAUGUUGUCGAUUAAAUUUCGAUGUGUGUUUUUAUCCUAAGUGUCACAUUGUUGAUUAAAUUCCGGCAUGGUUUGUUUACAUUUGGUUUGGUUGAAGUGAUUGUAUUUUUCAAGCCUUUUCGCCAAUAAAAUUCCUAUGUUCUGUUUGUA